Diaporthe citri is the source of this 2031-nucleotide messenger RNA. RefSeq lists its product as uncharacterized. Gene Ontology annotation, molecular function: mannan endo-1,6-alpha-mannosidase activity. Bases 1 to 2031 code for a protein of 676 amino acids. The transcript has 4 exons. Gene Ontology annotation, biological process: carbohydrate catabolic process; fungal-type cell wall biogenesis. The record is from RefSeq and is a predicted model, not a curated record. NCBI's taxonomy places the organism in Eukaryota, Fungi, Ascomycota, Sordariomycetes, Diaporthales, Diaporthaceae.
AUGACUGCACUCAGAAAUCUCUAUCGAACAAUAUUCCGGCACAAGCAAGCGGUAGUGUCGAAGCCACCUCCCAACUUCAUUCCGGCUCCGCAAGCAAGAAUCUUUCGUGAGCGCGCUUCGUUCUGUCUGCGAUACAUCGCCGCAGACCUCAUCGGAACUAUAGCUCUACAGUGUGCGAUCGAGUACGCACAGCCAGGCACAUCUAUACCGGCACUCAUCGAAGCCGGGAAGAGAAAUAUAGUGGAAAAGGCCGGAGAAAGAAUCGAGAACGUCCAGAAGUCUAUGCCACAGUUCGUCCACUCCGGACUGAGGAACAUAGAAGACAACUCCGAGAAAAGACUUGCGAACCUUGAGAAGCUUUCUCCAAGUGCCGGAAUGCAUGUCGACUUCGACUCAAGAGAAUCCAUCAAAUCCGCCGCUGCACUCAAGGCAAAAGACGUGAUGAGCUUCUACCAUGGGCAAGAGCCGGGUCACACCCCAGGCAUCCUCUCCGGCCCCGGGCCCGAACGUCACGACUACGUCUGGUGGGAAGCCGGCGCCCUGUGGGGCACGAUGGUCGAGUACUGGAAGUACACAGACGACAGCACCUACAACGACGUCGUGCAGGCCUCGCUGCUCUCCCAGAUCGGCCCGGACAGGAACUACAUGGAGCCCAACGUCACCGCCUUCAUCGGCAACGACGACCAGUCCUUCUGGGGCCUGUCGGCCAUGCUGGCCGCCGAGUCCAACUUCCAGAACCCGCCCCCGGCCGACCCGCAGUGGCUCGCCCUCGCGCAGGCCGUCUUCAACACGCAGACCGGCCCGGACCGCCGCGACGGCUCCUGCGGCGGCGGGCUGCGCUGGCAGGUCUUCGCGCUCAACGGCGGGUACAGCUACAAGAACGCCAUCUCCAACGGCCUCUACUUCAACCUCGCGGCGCGCCUGGCGCGGUAUACUGGCGACAGUUCCUACGCGCGCCACGCGGCCGAGACCUUUGACUGGAUGCUGCGAGUCGGGCUGGUCGACAGCGGCUCCUUCGAUGUCUUUGACGGCGCCCACGUCGAGCACGACUGCCGCGAUAUCAACCGCGCCCAGUUCAGCUACAACGCCGCCGUUCUGCUCCAGGGGGCGGCCUUCAUGUAUGACUUCACGGGCGGCGAGGCCGUUUGGGCCCAUCGGGUCGACGGCCUGCUUGGCAGCAUGCUGCGCACCUUCUUCGUCCCGCCCUUUGGGGACAGCGAGAGCGACGAGAGAAUCGCGUUCGAGCCCGCGUGUGAGGGCAGGGCGUCCAACGUCCCUGCAGACGGCUGUACCGGCGACAUGCUCGCGUUCAAGGGCUUCACCGCGCGCUGGAUGGCGGCCACCGCGCAAUUAUGUCCAUGGACAAGGGACAGCAUCACGGCCGUUCUGAGGUCGUCGGCCGAGGCGGCGGUGCGGCAGUGCAGCGGUGGGGCCAACGGGCGCAUGUGCGGAAUGCAUUGGUCGUCUGGCAGAUAUGACGGGACGGUCGGAGUGGGCCAGGAGAUGAACGUCCUGUCGGCGCUUAUGGUUCUGCUCGGUGACGAGCCGGCUGAUUCAUAUGGCAAGCGUGGUGACUGGCAAGGGGAGGUGGACAACGCCGCGCAGCCUCCGCGUGCGCCGCUGACGCACGACACGGGUGGCACGAGCGAGGGCGACCCGAACGCGGGGGGGAGUCUGAAGAGCAGCGAGGUGGAAUUCGAGCCCAUCACGGACGCAGAUGUGAAAUUGGCCGCAGGGGUCACCAGCGCGGUGAUAGUCUCCAUGUUCGUUAUCUUUGUCUUGAUGUGCUCCGAAUCGGCCCGGCCGCACAAAGACAACUAUAUUGAACUCAGCGACGUUGAACGCCGGCCUAGGGCCAAAACCGUCUUCGUGAGCGCGCCGAUUUACUGGGUGGACCUCGAAGAGAGGAGACCGAGCAGGAGGGCGAGUAAGCUCUGCAUAAGCACCGGCGGGCGACGGUUUACAGAGAAGACGGAGACUCUGUAUUCGGUGGUGACGAAGCUUCCGACAUCGAUCAUCACCGGCGCAUGA